AUGAAAAAAGUCAUACAUUCAGUUAAAAUUGGUAUGGUUCGACGAACAUCUGUACCUUCGCAUGAAAAUGAUUAUGAAUUAACAUCUGACAUGGACCAAAAUUCAAAUCAUCAGUCAAAUAAAAACCAGCUCUUUGAAAGACGAAUUAGUAAAAGUGCUAUUUCUCAACUUGACGUUCGUCAAAAGAAAUAUAUUUCUUCGCUUGAAACACCUAAAAAUGUUCGUCUACAUCAUAUUGAAGAAACAAAUAAUAACAAUCAACAUCAUUCAAAAAUAUCCAACCCACCAUCGCCUACAUUAUCUCCUCAUCUUCAAAAAUAUAAACCACCAACUCAAGAAUCAACAAUAACCACUAACAAUCUUCAUCAAAUACCUACUAUAUCAAAAUGGUCAACAAGAAAGAAGGUUUUAGUGGGCACUUCAACAUCUUUGAUAGUCGCAUCUGUUAUUACAGUUGCCACUGUUCUUGGUGUUUUGCUUACGAAAUCCAAAGAAACAAGUACAACAACUACUACUGCAUCUACCGUAAAUGUUUCUGCAUAUUGGAGUCUCGAUGGUACAACAGCAGAUUCAAAUGGUGUUUAUAACGGCCUACUUGUAAACAAUCCAUUGUUUACUGCUUCAGGUUCAAAUAGUCUGCCAUAUGUAGGACAUGGUCAAGCACUUAACUUUACUUCAGCAUCAAGUCAAUCAUUUGUAGUUUCGAGUCCAUUUUUCAAUUUAAGCUACACAAGUUUUACUAUUGAAGCUUGGAUUUAUUAUGCAACAACUACUUCUGAUCGUGGCAUAUUUGGUCAAUGUCAAUGUUCAACCUGUUCUAAUCAAUGUUUAUAUUUAAUUAUGCGAAAUAAUCGUUUGUACGUUGAUUUCACAUCGAAUUAUUUGUCUGGUUCCACAGCUAUUUCAACUAGUUAUUGGUAUCAUAUUGCAUUUGUUUACAAUUAUGAAACACGACAACAAAUAUUAUAUCUCAACGGAGUUCAAGAUGCUAUCAAAUCAAAUGCACAACCAUAUCAAGGACAAAAUGGAAGUAUCCGCAUUGGUUCAGCUCAAGUUUAUUCGACCACAAGCUAUUAUCAGAACUAUAUUGAUAAUGUUGCAUUAACAACAAGAGCAAAAUCUUCAGUAGAAAUUUUACGUGAUGCAUCUUUAAUGGCUUACUAUUCAUUUGAUUCACCUAAUCCAAAUGUUGACAGUGGUCCGAAUGGAUUAGAUGGAACAUCAAAUAAUAUAGUCUCAGCUACUGGGCGCGUCAAUGAAGCAAUGCGUUUUCUUGGAUCAUCGUCAUCCUAUUUUCGAGCUUAUGGUUUUUAUCAGAUUUCUGUUGGUGUUGUUAAUGCCAAACCAUUUUCAAUUGCCAUGUGGAUAAAUCCAUCAUCAGUCAAUAAUAUCGCAAUUAUUCAAAUGUUUUGGUCACUUGGUAGUACAUCAAAUUGUGACAUUUUACUAGGUAUUUCAUCAUCAAAUACAUUAACAGGACAGUUGUUUGUACACAAUACUGGUUCCACUGCAUGGUUAACCGGUCCAUUUGUAACACAAAAUACGUGGACACACGUGUCAUUGACAUAUAGUUCAGCUAAUGGAUACACAUUGUAUAUUAAUGGAGUUCUUUUUGGUUCAACUGGCACGGUGUCAUACUCGUCUACCGGUUCUUUCGCAAAUCUUUGCAUAGGUUAUCCGCUUAGUUGUAGUUGGAGUUCUAUAAAUGGACUUUAUCAGGGUUACAUUGAUGAACUUUAUAUUUACAAUCGAGAACUAUCACAAUCAGACGUUACUAGUCUUGCCAAUCCGUGA
Messenger RNA from Rotaria sp. Silwood1, 1794 nucleotides. NCBI's taxonomy places the organism in Eukaryota, Metazoa, Rotifera, Eurotatoria, Philodinida, Philodinidae. The record is from the annotation of a GenBank genome assembly.